This is a messenger RNA of Rotaria sp. Silwood1, 1113 nucleotides long. The record is from the annotation of a GenBank genome assembly. NCBI's taxonomy places the organism in Eukaryota, Metazoa, Rotifera, Eurotatoria, Philodinida, Philodinidae.
AUGACCAACUCAAGUAGUAAUAUCGAUUCAUUACACAUAGAUGAAGAGACUUUGUUGGAUAAUACAACAAAUAAACAUCAAUCUUCUAAAGGAACACCAAUACCGAUUAAUAUAAUAUCGACUAGAUCCGAUGAUUCUUUUUAUUUAAAUCUACACUCACGUAAUAAUUCAAAAAGAAGAUCUAAAAAGAAAUCAUCAAGUCGUAAUUUUAAUUCAAGAAAGGCUUCUCCUUCUCGAUCAUCAACAAUUCCAAUAGAUUAUGUAUUCGAAAAAUAUCAUCAUCGUCAUCAUCGUCAUUCUCGUCAUCAACAUCAUGAACGAGAAGAAAAACAAGAUCAAUCUAUUAAUAGUUGCGAUAUGCGAUUUUUUAUUAUUCGACAUGGUGAACGAGUCGAUCGCUUUUUCGGUCCAAAUUGGUUUAUGUUUGCAUUCGAUCAAUAUGGUCAAUAUCAUCCGUAUCAUAUAAAUCUUCCACUCACUUUACCAACUCGUCCAAAUCCAUAUUUUUGGGCAUUUGAUACACCAUUAACACGUAAUGGUUUAAAUGCUGCAGAAAAUGUAGGUCGAGUUUUAGGUAUGAAUCAAUAUGAACCAACACAUGUUUAUUCAUCACCAGCUAUGCGUUGUAUUUUAACAACAUAUCAAAUAUUAAAAGGUCUUGGCUUAGAAAAUAAAGUAUCAAUACGUAUUGAACCUGGUUUAUUAGAAUUAGGUGCUGCAAGAUUUGGUAUGAAUAUAUUUCUUAAUUCAACUGAUUGGCGUAAUUAUGGAAUUAAUGUUGAUUUAUCUUAUCAACCUAUUAUGACAAUUGUACCUCCCAUAGAACGUGCCGAUGCCUAUUAUCUACGUUCAAAAUAUGUUGUACGUGAAAUAGAACAACGUCAUGAUAAUACAAAGUCUCCAUCACUUAAUAUACUUCUUGUUGGUCAUGCAACAUCACCUGAAACCUUAACAUGGGAUUUAGUUGGACGACAACCAAAUGUUUAUGAUUUGUUCACAUUAUCAUUAAAUAUCGGUUAUCUUCAAAUGGUUAUAACUGAACGAAAAAAACAAAAUAAACUUUGGUCAUUAACACAAAUACCUUUACGAGCAACAACACUCAAAUGGGUUUAG